Messenger RNA from Chaetomium strumarium, 1452 nucleotides. RefSeq lists its product as uncharacterized. The record is from RefSeq and is a predicted model, not a curated record. The transcript has a single exon. Bases 179 to 1003 code for a protein of 274 amino acids. NCBI's taxonomy places the organism in Eukaryota, Fungi, Ascomycota, Sordariomycetes, Sordariales, Chaetomiaceae.
CUUGGAGUUUUCAUUUCUCUCAUCCCAUUUCCCAUCCUCAAGCGAUCACAAACUUUCGCACCCGACUUGACCUAAAUAUCUGCCAACAUUCGCAGACUCUUUCCUUCCCCUCUACCACUGACCCGACAAGACCCAUCAAUUAUCACCCCGUCAGACCAAGUGUACCAACGUGAUUACGAUGUCUGACACCAGCUCAAGCGGUGGCUACCAGAGCUCCGAUGAUUAUCCGGAGAGCAUUCUGGAUACUCUCGAGGCCAGCCUCACCACCAACCGCGGCGAGGAGAGCACCGAGCAAUCUUCGCUGCCCUUCCACGCUCCCCGACUCAAUCAGCCCGGCGCAAUGCAGCAGCUGGGUCACCUCCAUGUCAGGCACGUCGACAACGCCGUUGCCGGCAGUGCCAACAACAACAUCCAGGCCCUGGCGCCUGCCCCCAUCCCGGAUCAACUCAUCGAUCCGAUCCUCCACGAGUACCAGGCCAUCGCGGACAAGGCGAACGCAGCACGCCCGCCGUCGCCGUGGGGCGGACGGAUGUUAGCAUCCGUCGAGUACGAGCCUCGCCGCGCACGCCGCGCGGCUUACGACGCUGCCCAAGCCGAGCUGGCUCAUGUCCAAGCCCGGCCCGCUGCCUUCCUCGAGGCUGAAGCUCGAUCUCAAGCCGCCGCCGCCACGAAUACCCACAGCCAACCUUCCCCCAACCAAGCUCAAGCCGCCAGCGACAAUGAAAACAACCGCCGUCACGAGCCUGCAGCCCCUCGAGGCCAAGGCGAAAGAGCGCAGCGCAACGCCACGCUGCACGCGCUCGGCCUGUGCGUCCACUGCCGCAGGCCAAACGUCCCCGGCUCCAAGAAGAAGGGCUGCCCCGAGUGCCGUGCCAAGCGGGCUAAGCUGACUAACGCCUGGCGCGAUAAGACGAGCCGGGGUCAGGGCCCAGGAAGCGGCGGUCCUGGAUCGCAGGGCCCGCCUCCCCCUCCUCGCGAUGGUGCGGUGGUGAAAUUUGCCUGAAGAGUGGACACCGGGAAGAAUGUCGGGGAGGUUGCAUGACUGGAUGAGAGUGAUGAGGGACAGAAUGACUACGGUGGGAUGAAGGAAUCAUAAAGGGACAGAAUUGGCUGUGGUGGUGGGAUAAGUGGAUGAUUUGUGGCAAGGCGUUUUAGGAGGGAAAGGAUCGGUCGGUUUUCUCGGGACACACGGUUUUGUCGGGCAUCUGGAUUGCUUGGGGAGGGUUAAGAAGGGGACGGGACAUGCAUGUGCUUUCUUUUCUGGACAUGAUGAUGAUCACUGGCAGGAUACCCUUUGGCUUUGGCGUUGACGUCUGUAGGGAAUUUGCUGGCUUUUGGGAACUCGGUCAUUAGACUCUCGUUGCUGAGCGGAGCAUCGAGCAUAAACUUUAGACUUGUCUGUCCUCAGUACACCUUAGACAGUAGACUGGGUAGCCUAACAUGAUACUUGCU